AUGAUAAAAAUGAGGUUCACACUGGAGCCUGUGUGUUGUCUUCCUGGAUCAGAACCAGAAAUUAUGUCCCAGAUGUUCUAUGACGAACCUCAGAGAUGGCAAGUGGGAGAGAUCGUCCGGAAGUACUUCCCUGAGACCUGGAUCUGGAAUUUGGUGGUAGUUGACUCAUCAGGUAGCAGUGAGCUGGCGAUGCAAGUCCCUGACACCAUCACGGAGUGGAAGGCCAGCGCAUUCUGCUUGUCUGGAACCGCAGGGCUUGGCCUCUCUCCUACUGUGUCUCUUCGAGCCUUCCAGCCGUUCUUCCUAGAACUCACCCUCCCGUAUUCUGUGGUGCGAGGAGAAGCCUUCACACUCAAAGCCACUGUGUUUAACUACUUGGCCUUUUGCAUUCGGGUCACUGUGCAGCUGGAGGUCUCUUCCGCUUUCCUGGCCAUCCCAGUAGAGAAGAAUGACGAACCUCACUGUGUCUGUAGAAACGGACGGAAAACCGUGUCCUGGACUGUGACCCCAAAGUCACUGGGAAAGGUGAAUUUCACAGCUACCGCAGAAGCCGUGCGUUCUCAGGAAAUGUGUGACAAUCAGGUGACUGACGUCCCAAAACACGCACCAAAGGACACUGUAGUCAAGCCCUUACUAGUUGAGCCUGAAGGAAUAGCCAAGGAGGAAACUUUCAACACGCUGCUCUGCGCAUCAGAUACUGGAGUAUCUGAAAAUGUGUCACUGAAUGUUCCUUCAGAUGUGGUUGAAGGAUCUCCCAGGGCAACAUACUCAGUUUUGGGUGAUAUACUAGGCUCUGUGGUACAAAACCUUCAGAACCUUCUCCAGAUGCCCUAUGGUUGUGGAGAGCAGAAUAUGGUCCUUUUUGUUCCCAACAUUUAUGUUCUGAACUAUCUGAGUACAACACGACAGCUGACAGAGGAGAUCAAGGCCAAAGCCAUCAACUACCUCAUCAGUGGGUACCAAAGGCAAUUGAAUUAUAGGCACAUAGAUGGUUCCUACAGCACCUUUGGGGAACAUGAUGGUAGAAGUGAAGGAAACACUUGGCUCACUGCAUUUGUGCUCAAGUCCUUUGCUCAAGCCCGAUCGUACAUCUUUGUGGAUGACUUAGACUUCAGGGAUGCCUUCAAGUGGCUCUCAGAGAGACAAAAGGAAAAUGGCUGUUUCCAACGCUCUGGAUCACUGCUGAAUAACGCUAUUAUGGGUGGGGUGGACGAUGAGGUGACACUCUCUGCCUACAUCACCAUUGCUCUGCUGGAGAUGAGACUGCCUGCCACCCAAAGUGUCAGUAGGGCCCUAUUCUGCCUUGAAACGGCCUGGAGAUCCGCCUCAGAGGCCCAGGGAAGUCUCGUCUAUACCAAAGCAUUAUUGGCCUACGCCUUUGCCCUAGCAGGAAACCAGGUCAAGCGAAGAGAGCUGCUUGAAUCAUUACACAGAGAGGCUGUGAAAGAAGAGGAUUCAAUCCACUGGCAACAUCCUGGGAAACUUCGAGAAGCUGAGACACUCCAUUCUCAAUUCCGGGCUCCCUCUGUGGAAGUGGAGACGGCAUCUUAUGUGCUCCUUGCCUAUGUUACUGUCCAGCCUGCCCCGUCUCCAGCGGACCUGUCUGUGGCAUCACGUAUUGUGAAGUGGAUUACCAAGCAGCAAAACCCCCAUGGGGGCUUCUCCUCCACUCAGGACACAGUGGUGGCUCUUCAAGCCCUCUCCGAAUAUGGAAGAGCAACUUUCACCAACAGUGAGAAAGCAGCUUUGGUUACUGUCAAAUCUUCAGACACCUUCUCUAAAGACUUCCAAGUGGAUGACACCAACUGCCUGCUGCUGCAGAAGGUCCAGCUGCCAAAGGUUCCAGGGCAGUACACCACAACCGUGUCAGGGUCAGGAUGUGUGUACCUCCAGACAUCCCUGAGAUAUAACAUCCUACCUAAGGAAAAAGAGAAAGAACCCUUCGCUCUGCAGGUUAAUACUCUCCCCACGAAUUGUGAUGGAGUGGAUGCUCGCAGAAAGUUCCAGAUUCACAUCAACAUUAGUUAUACUGGGGACCGACCCAGCUCCAACAUGGUCAUUGUUGAUGUGAAGAUGGUAUCAGGCUUCAUUCCUAUAAAACAAUCAGUUAAACAGCUCCAGACACAGCCCCAGAUCCAGAGGACUGAAGUGAGCACCAACCACGUCCUCAUCUACUUUGAAAAGCUAACCAAUCAAAACCGGCAUUUUUCCUUCUUGGUGGAACAAGAUAUCCAAGUAAAGAAUUUAAAACCAGCUGUAGUAAAAGCCUAUGAUUAUUAUGAGACAGAUGAAUUCACCUUUGAAGAAUACAAUGCCCCUUGCAGUGCUGAAUCUCAACAAGGAAAUGCUUGAAAACAGGAACUUAUGGACUUCAUCAGAUGAACUUCUUCAGAAAUGAAGAACAGACUUACCGAGAGAGGACAGUAAGAGAAAGAAGGGAAGAUCAUUGGAAAUAUAUAAAAUUUGUAUGUUG
Messenger RNA from Cebus imitator (Panamanian white-faced capuchin), 2473 nucleotides. Its product is annotated as pregnancy zone protein-like. The coding region runs from base 1 to 2352 and encodes 783 amino acids. The record is from RefSeq and is a predicted model, not a curated record. Lineage: Eukaryota; Metazoa; Chordata; Mammalia; Primates; Cebidae. The transcript is spliced from 19 exons. Gene Ontology annotation, molecular function: endopeptidase inhibitor activity. Gene Ontology annotation, cellular component: extracellular region.